This is a messenger RNA of Calypte anna (Anna's hummingbird), 2469 nucleotides long. RefSeq names its product nudix hydrolase 15 (gene NUDT15). The record is from RefSeq and is a predicted model, not a curated record. Gene Ontology annotation, cellular component: cytosol. Bases 395 to 883 code for a protein of 162 amino acids. Gene Ontology annotation, molecular function: 8-oxo-7,8-dihydrodeoxyguanosine triphosphate pyrophosphatase activity. The transcript is spliced from 3 exons. Lineage: Eukaryota; Metazoa; Chordata; Aves; Apodiformes; Trochilidae. Gene Ontology annotation, biological process: dGTP catabolic process.
GCAAGCGGGAUGUCUGCCUCUUGGGAGCCUUCCUGGAAAGCUGCUUCCCUCACAAGUGACACCCGGAGCCGUCAAACCCCGAGCCCUGCCUCCCUCCCCGGCCCGCCUGUGGGCACACACCCGGGUGAGGAGAGGAGCCAUGGCUCCCCCUAAGCUGCUCCGCGGGGAGGGACAGGCGGGAAAAGCCGAGAGAAGUCCCCUCAUUCCCUGACAGGCACCUGUCCCCGACGGGACAUCACCACCGCCACCGCAGCGCGCAUGCGCAUCUCCCGCCCUCCCAAAUCCCGUCCCCACUCCGGGUACCGGUCCCCAUAACCCAACUCUCGGUCUUAUCGGAGGAGCCGCCUCCGCCCGCUGUGUUCCUGACACAACGGGACCUCCCCGGGCAGCUCUCAUGGCCGAGGCGGCGAAGCCCCCGCGGCCCGGGAUCGGCGUGGGGGUGGUGGUCACCAGCUCCGCGCACCCCAACUGCGUCCUCCUGGGCAAGAGGAAAGGCGCGCUGGGGGCCGGCACCUACCAGCUGCCCGGAGGACACCUGGAGUUCGGGGAGAGCCUGGCGGACUGCGCCGCGCGGGAGACGCUGGAGGAGGCGGCGCUGCCGCUGCGCAACUUGCGCUUCGCCUCCGCCGUCAACUCAGUGUGCACCGCGGCGCGGUACCACUACGUCACUGUCCUCAUGAAGGGCGAGGCCGAGCCAGGGGCGGAACCGCGCAACUGCGAACCCGAGAAGAACGAGGGUUGGGAAUGGGUGAAGUGGGAUGAAUUUCCUCCAGCAGACCAACUGUUCUGGGCCUUACGCUGUUUAAGAGAGCAGGGUUACAAUCCCUUUACAGAAGAGCUCGAUCAUCUCAAGGGUUACACAGGAAGCCACCAACUGGGGUAAAAACUAAUUGUACAUUAUGGAACACACCAAAGGACAGAGAUGCCUUUUAGGUGUAAAAGAGAACAAGAUACAUAAGGCUCAUUCUGCCCGUGUGGAAAUGCUACGCUUCCCACAGCCAAAAAGAUGCCAAAUGUUUCAGUGCUUCCACUGUAUCUCAUGUAACAGUUGUCUCUCCUUCCAGACCUAUUUCUGGCUUUAGUGGUUAACAAUGUCUUCUUUUACAGAAAACCUAGUGUUUUGUCUGGUUAAUCUUUUUAUGGAUAAAUAGCCCUUUUGAAGUUUAGUUUACAAGCUGACUCAUUUGGAAACAGUUGCUGCAUUAGGCCCAAGAGAAACUGAUUUAUUUAGGCCCCCUUCCUGCUUCCAAUCUAAAACUACCUUGUACAUCAUGCUGCUUUCCUUUCAUUGUAACUCUUGGACCAAUUUUUAGCCUUGUCUCUUAGCUUCAGUAAAGAUAUUAUCAUGAACAAAAGUCACAUUUUCCAGAUUAGGCCUUGUUCUCCUGCAGACAGUAAUAUAUACUUGAAAAUUGGGGGAUUAUAAACAUGAAAGAGUCACAGGGGCCUGUAGGGAAUGAAAAUUCCUGCUUGCUUCCCCCUUCAUUUCAGUUCUGUUUGCAGCCUCGGUUACAUUAGAAUUUAUCUGCAGAAGCAGUUCAGGUGUCUGCAGCUGAUGCCAAUUCCUGAUCAUGUUACUGAACUCUUAAUGGUUUACAGCAAAGAUGGGUGUAAUUCUGUAUGGCUACUGGGAUAUGACAGCAUAAUAAAUUUUCAGUUUGAUAUGAUCAGAUGACUGAAUUGGUAGAAAAUGAAAUCACAGUAUACAAGGAUAUAUAAAAAACCAAUGAGUUUAUACUUUUAAUUUUUCUAGAAUCUAACCAAAUUUAAUUCUGUUCCAUCUGUAGUCAUUAAGAUACCAGCAAUUAAUUUUAGGAUAAGACUUUUUUUAAAAAUCACAAAUUGGCUCAUUUUUUCUCUUCAGGGUUCUUUUACCUGUUAGGGCAUACCCAUUGUUCAAAAUGUUCUGAAAUACCUUUAAUUUCUUUUAAAUAAAGCAGAAACAAUAUUGAAAGAUUAAAAUUGUCUGAAAUUAUUAAUCGACUUGUCAGUUCUUAUAAUAGUUUGAAGGGUUUAAAGUUCUUUGCACAUACAUUUUCUUAAAUGAAAAUGGUAUUUUGCAGAGGAGAGUGAUACUGACCAUCAGAAGCCUUCUGCUUAGAAUCUGAAGUACUAUCUGUGCAACUUUCCUUAGGACAGAUAUUCUUUGAAGUGAAGAAGAGAAUGUUGUAAAGCAGUUUUGCAAUGGAAAUAUCACUGAAAAUUCCUUUACUACUAGAUCUUUGUAGAGAGCUUAUUUUUUCUAUUCAAAAGUGGAGAUUUUCUUCCUGAGUGCAGCUUUAUGUACACUGAAAAUUAUUCCGUUCAGCUGUCAAUAAAAAGGCUGUAGAAAGAGUUGACAGAUGUCCUCUCCAUCUGCCCCAUACAAUAAUUAAUUUUUUUUAUUAAUUUUUUUUAAAAUUAAAACAGUUUGGUACAAUUUUAACUUUUAAAAGGCAUCUAGCUCCUGAUGGAAAAUGGGCAUCCCUG